Messenger RNA from Hippoglossus stenolepis (Pacific halibut), 1590 nucleotides. RefSeq names its product aminoadipate aminotransferase (gene aadat). The transcript has 15 exons. NCBI's taxonomy places the organism in Eukaryota, Metazoa, Chordata, Actinopteri, Pleuronectiformes, Pleuronectidae. The coding region runs from base 155 to 1432 and encodes 425 amino acids. Gene Ontology annotation, molecular function: L-kynurenine:2-oxoglutarate transaminase activity; pyridoxal phosphate binding. The record is from RefSeq and is a predicted model, not a curated record. Gene Ontology annotation, biological process: biosynthetic process.
CAGUAAAAACGCAGAAGAAGAGAAUCAAACCACAUUACGCAAGGUCGGUGGAACAGCUGAGCGUGACCCAGUCAGUGUCGUAGUUUACGUUAAAUAAAACAACUUUUCUACGUAAAGAUUCACGCUCACGUGGUCGCAGUAGAGUCCUGGAAUCAUGAAUUACGCUCGGUUUCUGACGGCUGUUAGUGCGGCUAGAAAACCCUCUGCCAUCCGGAUGCUGACUGAGCUGCAGCAGCGGUCACCUCCGACCCUGAUCUCAUUGGCCGGAGGAGCGCCGAACCCCAACACCUUCCCCUUCGAGUCGGCGUCCAUCACGGUGAAGAAUGGACAAACGGUCACCUUCGAUGCCACAACGAUGAAGAGGGCUCUGCAGUACUCCGCUUCGAAUGGGAUCCCAGAGCUGCUGACGUGGAUGAAGAACCUGCAGAAAAACCUCCACAAUCCACCGUCCGCCAACUACACCGUGGAGAACGGCCAGAUGGACAUGUGUGUGACCACAGGCAGCCAGGAGGGGCUCUGUAAGGUGUUUGAGAUGCUGGUCAACCCUGGAGACAACGUUCUGCUGGAUGCGCCCACGUAUUCAGGGACACUGGCAGCGCUUCAGCCACUCGGUUGCAACUUAAUCAACGUUCCCAGUGAUCAGCACGGCAUCGUACCUGCGGCCCUGAAGGAGGUCUUGUCUCGGUGGGACCCGUCAGAGGUCCACCAGCCCGGCAGCACCGCUCCCAGAGUCCUCUACACUAUCCCCAACGGAGGAAACCCCACCGGUGCCUCCAUGACGGCUCAGAGGAAGAAAGACGUGUACGAGCUGGCCAGGCAGUACGACAUGCUCAUCAUCGAGGACGACCCGUACUAUUUCCUGCAGUUUGACAAGCCGUGGACUCCCACGUUUCUCUCUAUGGACGUUGAUGGGAGAAUCAUCAGGACAGACUCUUUCUCUAAGAUCCUGUCUUCAGGGCUGAGGAUUGGUUUUGUGACGGGUCCCAAACCGCUGGUGGACCGGGUUGUGCUGCACAUCCAGGCCUCAACGAUGCACACUAGUACCUUCACACAGCUCAUGGUGUCUCAGCUGUUGCACAGUUGGGGUCAAGAUGGUUUCCUGCAGCACAUAGACAGGGUGAUUGAGUUUUACAGCAAACAACGUGACGCCAUGAUCACCUCUGCAGACAAGUGGCUCAAAGACGUUGCAGAGUGGCACACUCCAUCAGCAGGCAUGUUCCUGUGGAUCAAACUCAAGGGCGUUGCUGACACCCAAAGGCUCAUUAUGGAGAAGGCGCUGGAGAAAGAGGUUCUGCUGGUUCCUGGAGGCGUCUUCAUGAUCAACAGUAAUGAUCCCUGUCCCUAUGUCAGAGCGGCUUUUUCUCUGUCUACUCCGGAACAGAUCGAUGAGGGUUUCAGACGACUCUCUCUACUCAUCAAAGAAGCUCUGUGAUGACUGUUCCUCGUGGAUUGAGAUCCUCGGAGCCACAGAGCCAAAGACCAAAUUGCCUUCUACUGUCAAGAGAUAGCCAGUGUGCAGGAUGGAGACCCAGGAGGAAUGACAAGUCUCUUCCCCAUCGCUAACACUCUGAGAAAAUGCACUGGAGCGGC